UGCAGUGAAAAAAUAGUUUUGUAUCUGCAAUUAAACCAUUUUUUUAUGUAAUCGCGGUAAAUAAAACGACUUAUUAUCUAGGUUUAAUGUCCAUUUGACAAUUUCUGUCACUUUUUAUCAAAACAUGGACUGCAGGACGCGUAAUAAUCGCUGGGGCUGGCCACGCUGUGCAGUGUCAAUCGUGUUCAGCCGCCGCGGUACCGUAGCCACAGAUGCCGUAGCUACAGUGUACUGUACCGUAUCCGCGAUAUCCGCGGUUUUAUGAGAGGUGCUGCGGUAAUUGUGCGUUCUGCAAACAUCCGUUCCCAGUUUACACUCGAAGUAAUUGCUCAAGAAGGUCGCGGACACAUCCUUUCAGUAGUCGCAGAAAACGCCCAGCUGCGCUGUGAACCGGUCCGGACAACGCCAUGGGACGCGUGCGGCGGCUUCUUCUGAAGUUGCUGCUCUUGAGAAAACAAGAAGAAGCGAAAAAGAGGAAAAGAAGGUUUUGAGUGCAUCCAGUAUGGAGGAAAAAAAAGUCGGAAGGGGAGUACCACACUGCGUUCCAUGUGAUGAGGGACGACCCUCCAUUGUUCUUCAGAUAUUACCGCAUGACACCACAGAAAUUCGACGAAUUGCAUCGCAUCCUGCAGAAACACCUAACGAAGGUGUUCCUUUGCCGAGAACCUUUGUGCUCAGAAGAGAGGCUAGCCAUUACACUCAGGUGUAGUAACAAACUGCGAUAUUGCUCAUUCUUGAGGCUCCACUGUGUGCAAUGUUUUUAUGUGGUCUGCAGGUACCUCUCAUCUGGAAGUGCCAUCAAAGAUGUAGCAUUGGCUUUCAGAAUCGGUAGGGAGACAUGCAGAACAGUAGUCCACCAUACCUGCCAAGUGAUCUGGAAUAACUUAAAGGAAUGCUACAUGCCAAUGCCACGAAAUGCACAGUGGCAGGAGAUUGCCCAUUGAUUCUCAAGACGCUGGAACUUUCCGAACUGCUUGGGUGCCGUGGACGGCAAACAUGUUCAGAUCAUGGCGCCACCAAAUUCUGGCAGCAAGUACUUCAACUACAAGAAAACAUUCUCUGUAGUGUUAAUGGCAGCAGUUGAUGCAAACUACAAGUUCAUCAUGGUGGACGUGGGAGCCCCAGGACGCCACAGUGACGGGGGAAUUUUUAAAACAUGUGCAUUUGGAAAACGCCUUGGACAUCAAUUGCUGGAUAUUCCAGGCCCAACAAAACUGCCAAAGAGCUCCCGGGUGGCACCUCAUGUGUUCAUCGGUGAUGAAGCUUUCCAGCUAAGGGAAGAUUUCAUGCGUCCAUUCCCAGGAAAGCACAUGAACUCCGAACACAGAGUGUUUAACUACAGAUUGAGCAGAGCAAGGCGCAUUGUGGAGAAUGCAUUCGGCAUACUUUCUUCCCGCUGGAGGAUUCUGCUCAAUCGCCUGAACCUUCUUCCCCACAAUGCGGAGUUUGUUGUCCUGGCUUACUGCAUUCUUCAUAAUUUCAUGUGUGCAACUCCAGAAAUGUAUGUGCCAGCUGGCUAUGCGGACUACGAUGAUGAAUUUGGCAAUACUAUCCCUGGCCAGUGGAGGGCUGAUGAGGAAAAGAGCGAGCUCAUUGAGUUAGAACGCACAAAAUGCAAGAACUUUUCUAAAAGUGCUUCAGAAGCGCGUAACAUUUUUGUCGACUACUUCAUGCAAGAAGGCUCUUUGCCAUGGCAGUGGGUGCAUGCGGGGGUCCAGACACCAGCACACAAGCAAGUGGCACGGCACACGGUCUGAACCGCAGGUUUCAUUUUUUUAAAGGACUUGUAAAUAGACCAAUAAACUAACAUUGUAUUUUUUCUGACUGAUGUGGCCAUUUUCAUCAAUUCAUGCAAUCAUGCUGAAGCUUUGCUGGUUUUUUUCUGCACACUACAGAGUACAGCCAGUACGCAAAGAGAUGGGUCAGAGAAUUACGUACACUCUAACUGGCCAUUAACUGUUACAGAACAUGACAGAGAGCAGGGAGGACUCCGGUAUUAUCUUUAUUUAUUACGUGGUGUAUUUCUUCAGUGAUGACAGUAUGUCGAUUUCAAUGUCUGGCCACAUGCUUCUAGGACAUGCCCGCAUUCUUUUUGCGACCAGCUGGCCGAAAAUUGCAGGUUCAUCCUCAUCUUUUUGUAGAAUGUCUUCAAGCUUGUCUAUUUCCAUUUGGUUAGUGCUUUUUCUUUUCCUUUUUUGUGGCCGUGGUGUGCUACUUUCAAACAAGUUCCCACUUUCUUCUGUAGCAGCGGUCGAUUUUUGAGUAGGAGCUGCCAAGCUGCUGUUGUCCUUAAUGGCAGCUCUUGAGGUGGCGCUUUUAGGAGUGGCAGUUGCCAAGCUGCCAUUGUCAUCUGUGGCAACAGUUAAGCUGCAGCUCUGAGAUGUGGCAGCAGCUUCCUCCACGAGUGUGAUGUCGGGUGAACUUGGCUCAUA
Messenger RNA from Dermacentor silvarum, 2432 nucleotides. RefSeq lists its product as uncharacterized. The record is from RefSeq and is a predicted model, not a curated record. Lineage: Eukaryota; Metazoa; Arthropoda; Arachnida; Ixodida; Ixodidae. The transcript has 5 exons. Bases 1008 to 1757 code for a protein of 249 amino acids.